Messenger RNA from Xenopus tropicalis (tropical clawed frog), 2457 nucleotides. RefSeq names its product extracellular calcium-sensing receptor-like. Gene Ontology annotation, cellular component: plasma membrane; membrane; cell periphery. NCBI's taxonomy places the organism in Eukaryota, Metazoa, Chordata, Amphibia, Anura, Pipidae. The coding region runs from base 1 to 2457 and encodes 818 amino acids. The record is from RefSeq and is a predicted model, not a curated record. Gene Ontology annotation, molecular function: G protein-coupled receptor activity. The transcript has 6 exons. Gene Ontology annotation, biological process: G protein-coupled receptor signaling pathway.
AUGACCAGGUUCAGCUUCCGCUCCUAUCGUUGGGUUCUUGCAAUGAUGUUUGCAAUUGUGGAGCUCAACAGGACCCCUCAGUCCUUGCCCAACAUGACAUUGGGUGUAGGAGUGUUGGAUACGUGCAGCAGUGCCAGCAGAGCUCUGAAGGGUGCAGCCUGGCUCCUGUCUGGGGCCCCUGGUGGAACUUUAACUCAUCAUUGUCAGAGGUCUUCUUCUCAACUGGCCGCAGUGCUCGCCGACUCAGGGGCUGACUCUGUGCUGAGCGUUGCAAAUGUACUGGGGCUGUACAGGUACCCACAGGUCAGUUAUUUCAUUCCUCCUCCUGAGCUCAGCAACCGAGUCCUCUUCCCCACAUCCCUCAGCGUGGCCCCUGCUCUAACAGCACAGGCUAAAGGCCUUAUUCGACUUCUUCAGUUCUUUGGCUGGUCCUGGGUGGGCGUCCUUGUCCAGGAGGGAAGUGUCUCGACAGUAGCUCAGACGUUCCUCAGGGAACUUGAAGGCUCAGGAAUCUGUGUAGCCUUCAAAGAGAACGUUCCCUCUGUAUCAGCGGACGUCAGUCGGAUAGUGUCAGUUGUCAGAGAGUCCACAGCUACGGUGGUGGUGGUGUUCUCCCUUGAGGCUUAUCUGAAUCCUGUACUUCUGGACUUGGCCCUUAAAGGAGACAGUAGACCAAGGAUCUGGUUGACCACUGAAGGCUGGUCCACAUCUCCAGGGCUGGUAGCUCCUUGGCUCUCCCAGUUCCUUCGGGGAUCUCUGGGUCUCGUUCUUCGUAAUGGAGCUGCCCCUGGAUUCAAAGAGUUUGUCUUUGGGUUACAACCCAGCACCCUACACAAAGACCCAUUUCUUAUAGAGUUCUGGGAGGAAGCAUUUGGGUGUCGUUGGGAUGCAAGUGCAGAUACUUCUUCCUUUACUCCUAAUCUAACAGUCUCAUCCAUAUCUCCUUCAACAACUCCCACUUUUUCAUCUACAACGUCCUCCUCUCCUCACCAAGUAUUAUGCACAGGUAAAGAGAAACCAGGUUCUCUUCAGCUCUUCUCAGAUAUUGGAGACCUCCGAGUGACGUACAAUGUCUACAAGGCGGUGAGGAUGGUGUCCGGAGCUCUGAGGGAUAUGUCCAAGUGCAGAGAUGGAGAAGGGCCACUGCCUGGGGGCAAAUGUGUCAACAUGAGUGAUUUCAAACCAUGGCAGUUCCAUCAGUACCUCCGCCGAGUACAUACCAAGGGGAAUAUUGGAGAUGAUUUGUAUUUUGACGUGUUGGGAAAUGCUCCGGCCGUAUAUGACAUCAUUAAUUGGCAAUCAGCUCCUUCAGGAAGCACCGGUUGGGUAACGGUGGGCAGCUAUGAAAGUGGCGCCCCUCCUGGGCAAGACAUGCUCAUUAAUGACAAUUUUAUCCACUGGGCAGAAGGUAUUAAGAAGUGGCCUAGUUCUGUAUGCUCCGAGCAUUGCACACCUGGCUUCAGGAAAGCAAUACGGCAGGGACAACCCAACUGCUGCUUCGAUUGUGUUCCGUGCUCUUCUGGAGAGGUCUCCAAUCAGACUGACUCCGUAGAGUGCUACCUGUGCUCAGAUGAUGAAUGGCCAAAUUCUGCCCGUAACCACUGCCUGUCCCGCGCCAUAGAGCUGCUGUCCCUCUCUGAACCUUUUGGUCUCUCCCUUGGGACCACCGCUGUAAUAGGAUCUCUCCUGCCGGCUGCUGUCCUUGUCAUUUUCAUCAGGAACCGAGACACUCCACUAGUCCGGGCCAAUAACCGUGGACUCAGCUUCCUCCUGCUGGCUGCACUCUUGUUGUCUUUUCUCUGUCCCUUGCUGCUCCUUUUCCCACCAGGAACCUUCUUGUGCUUUAUACGCCAAGCAGCCUUCGGGAUACUCUUCGCUCUUUGCAUAUCAUGCCUCCUGGCCAAGACUGUCAUCGUUGUGUUGGCCUUCCGAGCCAACCAGCUUGGCAAAGGUCUCAUGUUAAUUAUGGGACCACGUAGUCCUAUCUUGAUCGCUCUCUCUUGCACUGUAUUCCAGCUUACCCUCUGUCUCUCCUGGAUAAUCCAGUCCCCGCCCUUUCCUGAGCAAGAUAUUAAAAGUCAGGUGGGAACGAUCACCAUCAAGUGCAAUGAGGGCCUUGGCUUCUGGUUUAUGCUAGGCUACUUGGGCCUGCUCUCCACCAUCUGUUUUGUGGCUGCCUUUCUGGCAAGGAAGUUACCCGGAGCCUUCAAUGAGGCUACACACAUUACCUUCAGCAUGGUGGUCUUCCUUUGUGUUUGGGUUUCUUUUGUGCCAGCCUACCUUAGCACCCACGGGAAGCUUGCCGUAGCAACCGAGAUCUUUGCCAUUCUGUCCUCCAGUGCUGGCCUCCUCUUUUGCAUCUUCUCGCCCAAAUGUUACAUCAUUUUACUAAAGCCCCAGCUCAACACCCGGCCAUUGGUCUCCGGCCAUCACAGAAGAAGACCAGGCUCCCACUGA